CUUAUGCGCUGCCGAAAUUAUAUCACAAAUUGCACUACUGCGUUUCAUGUGCUAUUCACAGCAAAGUUGUGCGUAAUCGUUCUCGUGAAGCACGUAAAGAUCGCAAUCCACCGCCACGAUUUGGGCAACGCGGAGGUAUUGCUGGUGAUCGUUUUCCGCGACCUGGUGCUCCAAUACGCCCAUGAAACAUGGAGUAUUGUGGCAGCUGUUUUUUGUAAUUUGGUCAUUGAUGCUGAUAAAGCUUUGUUGAUUUUGUAUUGGAAGGAUCGCAAAUUCUUUGCAGUGGCGAAAUCCGGCAAAACAAAAAAUAUGUUGGAGUUCGGAAUAUCUAUGCUGGGCUUUUUUUUUGGCUUCGAUUUUAUUCCACUUAUUCGGACUUGAUU
Molecule: messenger RNA, 383 nt
Organism: Gongylonema pulchrum
Lineage: Eukaryota; Metazoa; Nematoda; Chromadorea; Rhabditida; Gongylonematidae
Source: the annotation of a GenBank genome assembly